CUCGAUUGCUCCUGUCUGCCUCGCUGCUCAGAUUGGUUUGCGUCUGUAACUCCGUAUAGCUUUGUUUUGAAUCUCUUACUUUUAUUCAUUGUUGCUUAUUUUUUUAUUACCUUAUAUGUAAUAUUGCCUACCACACUAAUCUGACGUCGCUAGCUUGUAAUAUUUGAAUCUAAAUCGCUGUUACAACGCAUUUGCAUUUGCAGCGCUAGCUUGUUAACUUGUUAACAGUCGCUCGCGCGCUCCUUUUUCAACGCGUUCUUCAAACAUCUGUGGUAAGUCGGAUCAGUCUACAAACACGGUGAGUCAUGUCAUCCUCUCCCAGCAUUGCUACCUGUUCCAUUUGCCACAUGUUUACCAUAGCUCUCUCUGUCAGCGACGAGGGAUUUACAUGUCAUAAAUGUAGGGAAAUAGUCAGGCUGACAGAGAGAAUCUCAGAAUUAGAGACACGCAUCCAAACUUUAAUCGAGGAUAGUAAGAAUGCAAGGGCUUCAGAUACUGUUUUGGAUGCGACUAGCUUAGUGAACUCUGUACAUUGUUCGGUUCCGGCUGUAGAGCCCGCGCAGCAGGGCACUUGGGUAACGGUGAGGCGGCCUAGCCGCGGAAAACACCACUCUUCCGUUCCAAUAAGAACAUCAAACAGGUUCUCCCCACUCAGUGAUACACCCACUGAGAAUCCUGUUGAAAGUGCCCUAGUUAUUGGCGAUUCUAUUACACGGAACGUGAAAAUAGAGACACCAGCCACCAUAGUCACAUGUUUGCCGGGAGCCAGAGCACCUGACAUCAAAGCAAAUUUAAAAGUGCUGGCUAAUGCUAAUCGUAAAUACUCUAAGAUUAUUAUUCACGUCGGCACUAAUGAUGUUCGACUUCGCCAGUCGGAGAUCACUAAAAUUAACAUUAAAGAGGUGUGUGAACUCGCAAGUACAAUGUCAGGAGAAGUAAUUUGCUCUGGCCCCCUUCCUGUUCGUCGGAGUGAUGAGAUAGUUAGCAGAUUAUCAUCACUCAAUGGCUGGCUGUCUAAGUGGUGUCCGCAAAAUAAUAUAGGUUUCAUAGAUAAUUGGAAAAGUUUUUGGGGCAGACCUGACCUGUUAAAAAGAGAUGGUAUUCAUCCCUCCCGGGAUGGUGCUGCUCUUCUCUCUAGUAAUAUGGCACAUAGUCUUAGAGCUGAAACAUGACAAACUGGGGCCCAGGUCAGAAAGCAGACAGACUGGCUAAACCGACCGUCUGCUAGCUGCCUCAUGUUACAGAAGUCAGAAAAUUCAGAUAACUCUCAACACAUAGAAACUCUUACACCUAGAUAUUUUCAAAUAGAGACUGUGUCUGUACCCCGAAUUAGUAAAAACAAAAAACUUCCAAACCCAUUUAAUGGUAAAAAUUUAAUUGAUGUUCAACAAAUAAAAAAUAGAGAUAAUAAUGCUAAACAAAUGAUAAAACUCGGGUUGUUAAAUAUUAGAUCCCUUUCUUCAAAAUCACUUAUUGUUAAUGAUAUUAUCAAAGAUAAUAAUCUAGAUGUGCUGUGUUUGACAGAAACUUGGCUAAAACCGGACGAUUACAUUACUUUAAAUGAGUCUAGUCCUCAAGGUUAUGAUUAUCGACACAAUGCCCGUCAGAAAGGCAAAGGGGGAGGUGUUGCUGUAAUCUAUAGUAAUAUUUACAGUAUUAGUCAGAAGUCUUUCAAAUAUAAUU
This is a messenger RNA of Ctenopharyngodon idella (grass carp), 1683 nucleotides long. RefSeq lists its product as uncharacterized. Bases 306 to 1172 code for a protein of 288 amino acids. The transcript has a single exon. The record is from RefSeq and is a predicted model, not a curated record. Lineage: Eukaryota; Metazoa; Chordata; Actinopteri; Cypriniformes; Xenocyprididae.